AGCGGCGUGUCGUCACUCACCAGGAAGUUAUGGUAAUUGAUUCUACCGGCUUCCUUGAAGUUGCAUCUCAUCCCAUGGUAGCGCUUUCUCCGGGACGCACAAGAGAUGUUACUUUUGGUGCUUGGUGCCCUCCUCCUCCUCUUCUGCAACCUGGAUGUGUGGUACUUUCUGCGGGGUGCCCAGGUUUUCUUUGAGGCAUGGUUCCAGCCAAGAAUAGACGACAUUCUUGCUGAGCAGUGUGUUGAUGGAGUGGUCCUUACCCAUGAUUUGGACUACUUAGGUCACAUGAACAACUCUCGAUAUCUGAGGGAGUGUGACUUUGCUCGCUUCCACCACUACAUGAGAAAUGGGUUGUUCAUGGCUUCACGCAAACUGGGGGCCAAAAUGGUGGUAGGUGCCUCCACCAUCCGGUACCGGCGUUCUUUGGCAUUUCGAGAGGCUUUUGAAAUCCGGACCAAAGUACUAGGCUGGGAUGAGAAGGCGUUUUACCUGGAGCAGCGCUUUGUGUCCAAGAUAGAUGGCUUUGUAUCUGCAGUCAUGCUUUGUAGGCAGAAUGUGGUGCACAGCAGCCCAGAGAGGAUCAUUGAAUUCAUCCACAAAAAAAAGAUUGAGUGCCCAGAGUUUCCAGAGGAGCUCAAACACUGGAUCAGUUUUAUUACAGCCAGCAGCCAGGCGCUGAGAGCGGAGAGUGGACUUGAGGAUAAGAAUAAAUGAAGCUGCCCCAUGACACCCCAUAUCAUGAGUGUAGACACGUAUCAUAGUACUGCACCGACAUGUAGAGUAUACAUACACAUAGAUAAACAUUUACACAUCGCUGAGUUUUAGUUGACUUCCAGUAUUCCAUGUACCUCUGAUCUGGGUCAGUCCUACCUGAUGUGUAUUUUUGUAUAUGAAAUAAUCAACUUAUGACAGCUAAAUAUAAAAACUUGAACUUUAUGAAAGUUGCUCUCUUAAAAGUGAACCGGGAACGAAGCUUUAUCCUUGCAGCUUAGUCAGUAUUUGAUUGUGAGUAGACUGGUUUCAUAUUUUCAUUCUCAUUAAGCAAAAUCCUGCAAUGUCAAAUAAGCAUGUAGCUCAAAACUUAAUUGUCGACUGACACUAGUGCAUGUUUUAAGAAAUCAGAAUAUAUUUUGUGCCUGUUUUUAGUAAUUUACAAUUACUGAAAGUUAUGACUUUUAACAAAAAUAUGAAAAAAUAUGGGUGAAAGGAAAUACUUCAAUGGACAUAUUGAACAUGUACUUUCAAAUUGUUUAACUAUCCCAUCAGGUUUUUGUUUUGUUUUUUUUUUUCUUCUUUUUUUGCACAAUUAAUUCCUGCAACAACCUGAAAGGGAAUAUCACAUUUUAAAGGAUCAAUUUAUCAGCAUGGUAUUGGUAUUGAUCUAUUGCCAUAUUUAAAAUGUACUCAUUGAAGAGGAUAACCUCUUGAUUGGAACUGCAUGGGAUCUUUUAGGAGAAUGUGUUCGAAUUUUGAUUGGCUGGUGCAAUAAGCUAAUAUGAUGUUGCAGGCAACUUUUCCAAACCUGCAAUGCACAAUAAUCACUGAAUGUUUGACUGUUCUUAUUGAGAAUAUAUAUAUAUAUAUGUAUAUAUAUAUAUAUAUAUAUAUGUGCAACCUUCUGAUUUCUGUAUCAAAGUUUCUGUUUGUAACCAAAGUAAUGUAUUGUUCUAUGUUGGGGAAAAUUAGAUUUUUAAAGAUGUCCAAUCUGUUAUACAGUCAUGUGAAAAGACAGUACACGCUUAGUCCUAAGGUAAUAUGUAUCAGGGUGUAAUUGGAAGAAAAAGAAACAAACAAAAACUGGUCCUUACAAGGUCUUAAAAUGAGGUAUAUACCAUCUCAGAUGAACAACAUAUAGCACAUUACUCUGAAUUAAAAGGAGUGUGACACAGUGCAUAGACCCUAUAAACAGUCCCACUUUGGUCUUGUCUGUCCAAACAACAUUGUUUUGUGAAAUUUGCUUGGAUGUCCAUUCAUGGGAUGUUGGGGACUGUCCUGAGUAAUUUCUACUUGUGAAUUACUUGGCUUCCUAGGGGUUUUUUUAUGUGCUGCUUCUGCAUUUUAGGUUAGUUAUUCUUCAAUAACACUGUGUAAUAUUUAGUGUGAUGUUGUUCGCUUAAGGUUGAAUUUACUUAAUUUUGAGAUCCAAAGACCAGAUGAUUUUUUAAUAGAUCCAUUCUUGAUACUUAAAACCUGAUGUUUGAAAAUGGGCUUUGUUUCCUUUUCACAUUAUGUAUGUUUUCAAUGCACUGACCAAGAAAAGUCCUAUUUAAUACAUUGAACUUUGAAGUUAUGCACUGGAUUUUAAUUUUAAUAUUAUUAUGAUUUAUUGAAAUUGAAUUAUUUCUCUAAUAUUAUUUAUUGUGUUUGUUAAUUUUAAAGCAUUUUGAAUUAAAAUGCACUGGAAAAUU
Molecule: messenger RNA, 2408 nt
Organism: Melanotaenia boesemani (Boeseman's rainbowfish)
Lineage: Eukaryota; Metazoa; Chordata; Actinopteri; Atheriniformes; Melanotaeniidae
Product: protein THEM6-like
Exons: 3
Coding region: 106-714 (202 amino acids)
Source: RefSeq, a predicted model, not a curated record